This is a messenger RNA of Zygotorulaspora mrakii, 591 nucleotides long. It is a transcript of the gene KXD1, whose product is annotated as Kxd1p. The record is from RefSeq and is a predicted model, not a curated record. The transcript has a single exon. Gene Ontology annotation, cellular component: BLOC-1 complex; endosome. Gene Ontology annotation, biological process: regulation of protein localization; endosome organization. Lineage: Eukaryota; Fungi; Ascomycota; Saccharomycetes; Saccharomycetales; Saccharomycetaceae. The coding region runs from base 1 to 591 and encodes 196 amino acids.
AUGACAGAUAAUCAAGAAAAUCAUUCUUUUGAAGUAAACAGGUCUCAAAGUCCCAGCAUCAAUUCUCAGAGCUAUGCAAUACCAAUGCCGCAUGAAAUUAUAGAGCAGUUAUCUGAAUGUAGCAGUACAGAGGGAUCUGACGGAGCAGAUAAUGACAAUACAUCUAAUGAAAAUCGCUUUUUAGAUAGUAUUGUUCCUGAGACUAGUAACUUAUUUUUACCGGAGGCACAGGAUCCCGGUUCGAUGUUUGAUGUGUCAAAAUACAUAUUUGAGUCUUUAGCACAGGCAAUCGAUUGUGCAGACUUCUGCGAGGCAAUAUCUCUGCAGACCAAGACAUCCGCCAUAAUAAAUUCCAAGAGUUUGGAGCUUAAGCAACUUUUACAGACUACCAAAGUGCGAUUGACGCAUUUCCGAGAUAGGUUUGAAAAUGGCAUACAAACAUCAAAAACGAUUCGACAAAACUUGCAACAUUCAAAGGAUAGAAUUGAUCAGAUAAGUGCUGUUAUUGCUACAAGGUACCCGAUAGAGUUCAAUCAAGCAAAAGAGAAAAUAGUGGAACGUAACUUUGAUGCGCUGCCCAACGAUAAAUGA